Messenger RNA from Procambarus clarkii (red swamp crayfish), 1421 nucleotides. RefSeq names its product superkiller complex protein 8. Gene Ontology annotation, cellular component: Cdc73/Paf1 complex. The record is from RefSeq and is a predicted model, not a curated record. Lineage: Eukaryota; Metazoa; Arthropoda; Malacostraca; Decapoda; Cambaridae. Gene Ontology annotation, molecular function: protein binding.
AUUUACCUAUUUACAUAUUCCCAGAUACCUAUUUACUGGUGUGAGAGUGAAUGAGCCGCCAUCUGUGGGCGGUGCCGGGAAGCUGGUGAGGUAAACACUGGUGGAGGACCAUGUUUUCAUUGCUGACUAAACGUGAAAAUGCUCAUUCAGAAGGCAUUUGGUCAUGUGCUUGGGGCCAUUUUGUCCCAGAAGAAAAAAAGAAAGACAAUGAAGAUAAUGAGAAAGAGAAUGGCGAAGAAAAUAAAGAAAACCAAGUGAGAAGAAAUGAAGAGAAUUUGCCCGACUCGGAACAGAGGUAUAUUGUCACUGGAGGCCUGGAUGACUUGGUCCGAGUGUGGUGCUGGUCAGGUGAUGGGGUGGAAGGAGAGUUGACACCAAUGCACACACUUGAAGGUCACUCACUCGGAGUUAUAUCAGUUGAUGUUAACGCUGCUGGGACUACGGCUGCAUCAUCGUCUUUAGACUCGACUAUUCGAUUGUGGAAUCUCCAUUCUGGUGAGCAGUUGCAGACCAUUGACUGUGGCCCAGUUGAAGCCUGGUCGGUUGUAUUUUCUCCCGAGGGUAAUCUCAUAGCCUCAGGAAACCAUGCUGGUAAGAUCAAUGUUUAUGCAGUUGAUGGCGGGCGUCACGUAACAACAUUAGACACAAGAGGACGUUUUACUUACUCAAUUGCUUAUAGUCGUGAUGGAAAGUAUGUUGCCAGUGGAGCAAUAGAUGGUUUCAUCAAUGUAUUUGACGUCGAGAGUGGGAAACUGGUACAUACCUUAGAAGGACAUGCCAUGACAAUUCGUUCCAUCACAUUUUCACCAGACUCGCAACUUCUCCUCACAGCUGCUGAUGAUGGACACAUGAAAAUGUAUGAUAUCAAGAGCAGCAACUUGGCAUGUACACUCUCUGGCCACGGCUCCUGGGUGCUGAGUGUGGACUUCGCUCGUGACCAACAGCACUUUGUGUCGUCAUCUUCUGACCACACCGUCAAGGUCUGGGACUUUGCCCAACGUAAUUGUGUCCACACCUUCAAGGAUCAUCAUGAUCAGGUUUGGUGUGCUAAAUAUAGUCAAGACAGCAGUAAAAUUGUUAGUGUAUCGGAAGACAAGAGUGUUAUUGUGUACAACUCUCCGGUCUAGAAAUCCAAGAUACAAGUUGGGCCAGUUUAUUCAGUAAUCAAAAUUAAUUUCAGCUUAUUUUAUUAAUACUUGAAUAGUCAUUGUGAUAAUAUGUACAAUGCUACCUUAUAAUGAGCAGUAAUUGUAUGUUGCCAUUUUGUUAAGAAUGAGUUAUCUUAACUUGCACUAUCAACUGUAACAUAAUAAUAAAGGAACUACUAAUUUGAUUACAGUAUACAGUUUUGUUUUUACCAGAACUGUAAAAUUAAAUGUGCUGUUUAUUUCUACAAAUUUCUUAUUAAAUGAUUGCUUUGC